Molecule: messenger RNA, 1524 nt
Organism: Lampris incognitus (smalleye Pacific opah)
Lineage: Eukaryota; Metazoa; Chordata; Actinopteri; Lampriformes; Lampridae
Product: carboxypeptidase O-like
Exons: 11
Coding region: 1-1164 (387 amino acids)
Biological process (GO): proteolysis
Molecular function (GO): zinc ion binding; metallocarboxypeptidase activity
Source: RefSeq, a predicted model, not a curated record
AUGGAGACAACAACCUUGACAUUAUGGGGGCUCACUUUGUUCCUCCUGCUUUUAAAUCGGGAUUUGGAGGUUUGUGACGGUUCAUCAGUGGCUGCUGAGUCAACAUUGAAUUACAACUACACCAAAUACCACCCUAUGGAUGAGAUAUAUAGAUGGAUGCAAGAGGUGGAGAAAGAAAACCCUGACCUGAUCUCUUCUGCUGUCUAUGGACACACCUUUGAAGGGAGGAAAAUAAUACUGCUAAAGCUGGGACUAAAGCAGCCAGCAGGUAAUGUGAAGAAGGCCAUAUGGAUGGACUGUGGUAUCCAUGCUAGGGAGUGGAUCGCCCCUGCCUUCUGCCAGUGGUUUAUCAAAGAGAUUGUCCAGGAAUAUAGAGAUAAUGCGAAGUUGACGCAGAUUCUACAAAACCUCGACUUCUAUGUGACGCCCGUGCUCAAUGUGGAUGGAUACACGUUCUCCUGGACCAAUGACAGCACCCGUCUGUGGAGGAAGUCGAGGUCGGUUCCUCCUGCAGGCUGUGAGUGUUAUGGCGUCGACCUGAACAGGAACUACAACGCCAACUGGGGAACUGUAGGUGUGUCGCUUGACUGCUGUGACAACACCUACUGUGGGACAUCACGGCAGUCGGAGCCUGAGACCCGGGCCGUGACGGAGUUUGUGGGUAAACUGACAAAAGAACUUUUAGCUUUCCUUACCAUCCACUCUUCUGGGCAACUGAUACUACUUCCAUAUGGACAUCCUCAAAUAUCAGCACCCAACUACGAUGAACUGGUUUCAGUGGGCAGGGCAGCCGCAGCCAAGAUGAAAAAGCUGCAUGGGAUGGACUACAAAGUAGGAACAUCUCCAGAAAUCCUCUACCCAAACUCAGGUUCUAGUCGGGACUGGGCUCGACUCAUUGGCAUCCCCUUCUCCUACACCUUUGAGCUGAGAGACACAGGUGAGUUCGGCCACUUGCUGCCAGAGGACCAGAUCCAGCCUGCCUGUGAGGAAGCCUACGUGGGGGCUCUGUCCAUCAUCACGCAUGUUCACGACCAGGCCUUCAACAUCCUCAUCCCUAACGCCGCUCUCACCACAGUGACGGGCAUUACCACGGUUACGGGAGUCGUUGCCGCACUAUGGAGCAGUGUCGUGGCAAUGUCUCUCGCCACAUGGGGACUGGUAUAGGACAACAGAGGCCACAGAGAUUAAGGCGAACUCUACACACACAGAGCAUCAUCUAGGGAUGCAGAGGGACCUUCUCUGCAGACAGUAUGGGAUGCCAGGAGAGACGAGCUGUGCCUCAAAAAUAACACUCAAUAGUUAAAGACCUUUGAAUGUUUUAUUUUCCCCCUAGCAGUCUUGGAUCUUUUCUGUCCCAGGCAAAAAUUAAAAAUUGUUGAUUUUUUUUAAAGAAGAUUGGAAAUUAUUUUUGAUAAAUAUCUGUGGGUUUAUGAUUCAGUCAUUGGGUCAUGAUUCAAUAUCCCGAUUAAACAUCUAAAUGGCCAAAAAAGGUUAAUCCUGUAAAUGUGUGAUUGAUUGACACAU